Messenger RNA from Eimeria acervulina, 2100 nucleotides. Its product is annotated as ribonucleoside-diphosphate reductase, large subunit, putative. Gene Ontology annotation, cellular component: ribonucleoside-diphosphate reductase complex. The record is from RefSeq and is a predicted model, not a curated record. Gene Ontology annotation, biological process: deoxyribonucleotide biosynthetic process; DNA replication. NCBI's taxonomy places the organism in Eukaryota, Apicomplexa, Conoidasida, Eucoccidiorida, Eimeriidae. Gene Ontology annotation, molecular function: ATP binding; ribonucleoside-diphosphate reductase activity, thioredoxin disulfide as acceptor. The coding region runs from base 1 to 2100 and encodes 699 amino acids. The transcript is spliced from 9 exons.
AUGACUGCAGCACAUCCCUCCGCUCCUGCAGCAGCAGCAGCAGCUGCUGCAGCAACAGCUGCUACUGUUCCUCCAUUGACAACUGCAACAGCAGCAGGAGGAGCAGCAGGAACAUCAUCAUUAUUAUCAUCAUCAGCAGCAACAACAGCAGCAGCAGCAGAAGCAAGACAUUCAUCAUCUUCUUGCUGCACAGGUCUUACCUCCUCUUCAUCAUCAUCAUCAUACGACAGCCUAAAAGCAGAUAAACGUAUAGACACAGUCAUUACAACUUCAAGCAGCAACAUGAGCAGCAGCAGCAGCACCACCACGGCGAGCAGCAGCAGCAGCAGCAGCAGCAGCAGUGGCAUGUAUGUGUUGAAUCGUAGAGGCGAAAGAGAGGCUGUGUCCUUUGAUCAAAUACUAAAGAGAGUACGCUCUCUUUGCUACGGUCUUCAUCCUCUCGUAGACGCCGCGCGAGUCAGUCAGGCGGUAAUCAACGGAAUGUACGCCGGCAUCAAAACCUCAGAACUCGACGAACUCGCCGCUCAAACCAGCGCUUACAUGGCUGCACAUCACCCCGACUUCUCUAAACUAGCAGCAAGAAUAGCAAUAGAUAAUUUACAUAAGAAUACGAGCUCUGACUUUGCAGAAGUAAUAGACAAAUUAUAUCGAUAUACAGAUGCUCAAGGAAGGGCAGCCCCGUUGGUGCAUGCAGAUGUUUAUGCUUUUGUAGUUAAAUAUAAAGACGAAAUUAACAAAGCUCUUGUAUAUGACAGAGACUUUGACUACGACUACUUCGCGUUCAAAACCCUAGAGAGGUCUUACUUACUGCGAGCUGGGGGCGUGAUAGUUGAGCGUCCUCAGCAUAUGUUGAUGCGAGUUGCAUGCGGCAUUCACUGCGGAGAUUUACAGAAAACUUUAGAGACAUACGAGUUGAUGAGUUGUAAAUUCUUUAUACAUGCUACGCCGACUCUCUUCAAUGCUGGGACCCCUAGGCCUCAGAUGAGCAGCUGUUUUCUGCUGACGAUGAAAGAAGAUUCAAUCGACGGUAUAUUUAGUACAUUACGGCAAUGUGCAUUAAUAUCAAAGACUGCAGGAGGCUUAGGGCUGUCUGUAACAGAUAUUAGAGCAACAGGAAGUUAUAUUCGAGGUACAAACGGAUAUUCUAAUGGUCUUAUCCCUAUGCUUAGGGUAUUUAACGACGCAUCUCGCUACGUAGAUCAAGGAGGAGGUAAACGCAAGGGCAGUCUUGCGGUGUAUGUUGAGCCGUGGCAUGCAGAUAUAUUUGAGUUUCUAGAGAUCAGAAAGAAUCACGGUAAAGAAGAAAUGAGAGCAAGAGACCUCUUUCCUGCCCUUUGGGUCCCCGACUUAUUCAUGCAAAGAGUGUACGAAAACGGGUCUUGGACGUUGAUGUGUCCUUGUGAAUGCCCUGGGCUUACGAGUUGCUGGGGCGAUGAGUUUGUAGCAUUAUAUGAGAAGUACGAGAGAGAAGGACGAGGGAGAAAGACAAUACCUGCUCAGAAAGAUAUUAAUAAAAAUAUCUUCGAGUGUAUAUACUUCGCUGCAUGCGAAGCAAGUAUGGAGCUCGCCGCUAUUCACGGGACGUACGAAACAUAUGAAGGCUCACCGAUGUCUAAAGGAGUAUUUCAGUUUGAUAUGUGGGGUGUUAAACCUGAUAGCGGCCUCUGCGACUGGCAGGGCCUUCGACAAAAAGUUAAAAAGUACGGUUUAAGAAACUCUCUACUCGUCUCACCUAUGCCUACAGCAAGCACUUCACAAAUAUUAGGGCUUUAUUACUUCCGCACACAAGCAGCAGCAGAUGCUAUUAAAUUUACUGUAGAUCAGGGGAUAGCAAAAGAAGCAAAAGAAAAACAAAUGCGAGAAACCAGCAGCAGCAGCAGCAACAGCAGCAGCAGCAGCAGCAGCAGCAAGGAUACUGUGGGAUACGCGCAACCAUCGCAGAUGCAGGAAGCGGGGGAGGCUUCAACCAAUGGCAGCAGCAGCAGCAGCAGCAGCAGCAGCAGCAACUCUGCAGCUGCUGCUGCACAAGCGGGAGCUGUAUGCCGCCUAAGGACGAGAGGGAUGGCUGAUGAUGAAGUUUGUGCUAUGUGCUCUGGAUGA